ACGCCGGUUCUCCGGCGAUCUGAUUGGUUCAGGCGACUUCCUUAGAUCUCUCGGCCGUUCGGCAUACGUUACCAUGGUGAUGUAGACAACCGGCUUCGCGGGACGGAAACAAAAACCACAGAGUUAAAACCUGGACGUUACCCCGACAACCGCGAACACUGCUUCGUUGUUUGUGGUAAAUUGGAUCGAUUGUUCUUCCCCCCGUGUUCGUGUGGGAUAUAAACAUGGACUCUGAGUAUAUUAAAAAUCAUGUUGGAAAGUUGCUGGCGGAAGGACUGGCGGAAGUGGCGGAGCAGCGGCCGGUGAACCCCAUCCUGUACCUGGCGCACUGGCUCUACAAUCACAACGCCAAUGUGGAGUAUGAGGCCGAGAAAAAGGCCCAUUUGGCCAAACUGGAGCAGGAGCGGGCGAAAGCCAGAGAGGAGGCGCUGCAACAGGAGAAGCUGGGGGAGUCUGAAAAAAUCUCUGAGAAGGCGGCUUCAGGGUCCGAUGCCCCCCGGCCGGCCACAGCAGGAGCUGCUGAGGACGACAAACCUGUGACGGAAGAGAAACCAAACACGUCUCCUGCUGAAAACCAGCAGGACGCACAGGAGCUGGUUACAGAUAGUAUAACCAGGCCAGAAUCCCCCGAGGGAAAACCCGCAGGGGAGUCUACAGAAAAGCCUGCUGAAAAAGAAAACAAAGCGGAGUCGAGGAGCGAUCAAGCAGAACAGGAAACGGAAGAGGAGCCGAGUGGCAAUCGUGCAGAGGAGAAAACUGAGGAGGAGGAGAAGGAGGCGAGCGGCAGUCAAGCAGAGGAGAAAGAACAAGAUGAGGUGGUCGGCAAGGCGGACGCCGCUGAGCCCGAGCAGGCUGAACCACACUCCACUCUUCACGACCAAGACGACGACGACCAUUUAAAAACAGAAGAGCCACGUGACGAUCCGGGCCCUCGUUCCCCCGACGCUCGAGACCAGGAGAAGGUCGAUGAAGACGAUAAACCUUCAGAUUCCCCCCCAGCAGAGUCGGACUCGGCCCCGACGAACGAGGAGCUCAAACCGGAGGAGACGCUUUCUGCUGAAGGACACACGAGUGAACAGGAGACGCAGGAUUCAAACUCGCCUGCUCUUCAGGACCAGGAGAAGGCAGAAGAGCAACACACGGGACAGACCACCGAUGAGAGCGACGCAACUGUGAUAGAGGCAACGACGUUGAUGGACAGACCGGCGGAACACGAGAGGCCUCCGUCUGACGAGGAAGACUCCAAGGAGAAGGAAGGAGAAGAAGAAGAAUCAGUCCGUACAUGAUCGAAUCAGUGUUUGAUGACUCAUCAUCCACUGAUCCAUCUUUACAUGAGUUUUUCAUAAAUUCACAAUAAAUCAACAUACAUAACUCGUGUGUUUUAUAUAAACAGACGUUUAAAACACAUGAAAAUACAAGUUCAAUAAAUAAACAUUUUUCACCA
This is a messenger RNA of Scophthalmus maximus (turbot), 1444 nucleotides long. Its product is annotated as submandibular gland secretory Glx-rich protein CA-like. NCBI's taxonomy places the organism in Eukaryota, Metazoa, Chordata, Actinopteri, Pleuronectiformes, Scophthalmidae. Bases 225 to 1286 code for a protein of 353 amino acids. Gene Ontology annotation, cellular component: Set1C/COMPASS complex. The transcript has 8 exons. The record is from RefSeq and is a predicted model, not a curated record.